This is a messenger RNA of Rhopilema esculentum, 3857 nucleotides long. RefSeq names its product sarcoplasmic/endoplasmic reticulum calcium ATPase 1. Gene Ontology annotation, cellular component: membrane. NCBI's taxonomy places the organism in Eukaryota, Metazoa, Cnidaria, Scyphozoa, Rhizostomeae, Rhizostomatidae. The record is from RefSeq and is a predicted model, not a curated record. Gene Ontology annotation, molecular function: ATP hydrolysis activity; P-type calcium transporter activity; ATP binding. Gene Ontology annotation, biological process: calcium ion transport.
CUACGCAUGCGUUGUAUACGGCGACUUACUGAAGAGUGGAAAACUGCUGCAUCUCUACAACAGGCCUACCGUAAAACGAACAGAGCAAAUGGAUCUAUAGCAAAAGUCAGAUCGCUAAGUACUUAAGUUCUGAGAUUAAAAUGGAUUCGGCACAUACUUUCACUUGUGAAGAAAUCCUUCAACGUCUCAAUGUAUCGGUUAAAGAUGGACUAAAUUCUGAACAAGUAGAGAGACUCAGGGAAAAAUACGGUCUCAACGAACUGCCACCAGAGGAAGGCAAACCACUGUGGAAAUUGGUUUUAGAACAAUUUGAUGACUUACUCGUUAAAAUUUUACUUGUAGCAGCUGUUAUUUCAUUUGUUCUUGCAUUUUUCGAAGAUGCAGAGGACCGAACAACAGCAUUUGUAGAACCAUUUGUCAUUCUGUUAAUUCUGUUUCUCAACGCUGUCAUAGGGGUUUGGCAGGAGCGUAAUGCUGAAAGUGCUAUUGAGGCUCUAAAAGAAUAUGAACCAGAAAUAGCAAAGGUUCUUAGAGUGGGGAAAGCUUCUGUUCAAAAAAUUAAGGCUAAAUAUCUAGUACCCGGGGACAUAGUAGAGGUUUCAGUUGGUGACAAAAUUCCCGCUGAUACUCGGAUAAUAGACAUAACUUCAACGACUCUGAGGGUGGAUCAGUCAAUUCUCACGGGUGAAAGUGUCAGUGUAAUUAAGCAUUGUGAUCCAAUUCACGAUGAAAGAGCAGUUAACCAAGACAAGAGGAACAUGCUUUUCUCGGGCACCAAUGUUUCAGUGGGAAAGUGUAUCGGGGUUGUCAUUGGUACUGGACUUAAUACAGAGAUAGGUAAAAUUAGAAACAAAAUAGUUGAAACUGAAAAUGAGAAAACGCCCUUGCAAAUGAAGCUUGAUGAAUUCGGAGAACAGUUAUCAAAGGUCAUCACAUUGAUAUGCAUUGCUGUAUGGGCCAUUAAUAUUGGACAUUUCAGUGACCCAGUUCAUGGUGGCUCGUGGAUCAAGGGUGCUGUGUACUACUUUAAGAUAGCUGUUGCCUUGGCUGUAGCUGCUAUUCCAGAAGGCCUUCCUGCUGUCAUCACUACAUGUUUAGCUCUUGGAACAAGACGAAUGGCGAAAAAAAAUGCAAUUGUAAGAUCAUUACCAUCAGUUGAAACCCUUGGCUGUACUUCUGUCAUCUGUUCUGACAAAACAGGGACCCUUACAACUAACCAGAUGUCUAUCAGCAAGUUGUUUGUUGUUGAUGACCUAGACAAUGGUGCUGCCAAAUUUGCUAAUUUUGAUGUUAGUGGAACAACUUAUGAGCCGAUAGGAUCUGUCACAAUCAAUGACGCACCAGUUGGAAUACAACAGUAUCCGGCGUUAGAAGAGUUGGCCACCAUCUGCUCUUUAUGCAAUGAUUCUGGGGUGGAUUACAAUGAGUCAAAGAAAUGCUACGAGAAAGUUGGUGAAGCUACAGAAACAGCGUUGAUUGUAUUUGUGGAAAAGAUAAACAUCACUGGCGUGGAUCUUUCGAAGAAAACAAAGGCCGAAAAAGCCCACGCUUGCAACGAUGCUUUGCGUUCAAUGUACAACAAGGAAUUCACCUUAGAAUUUUCACGUGACCGGAAAUCGAUGAGUGUUUACUGCUCACCAAAAAGCAAUGGGCCUGCUACCAGAUCACAUCAGAAAGAUGGACCAAAAAUGUUCGUAAAGGGCGCUCCUGAAGGCAUUUUGGAUCGUUGUUCGUAUGUCAGAAUAGGAAAGGACCGCAAAGAAAUGACUGAUGAGUUGAGAUCCAAAAUAAUCGAACAAAUUGGCUUAUACGGCACAGGCAAAGAUACUUUGCGAUGUCUUGCCCUCGCCACUGUAGACAGUCCUCCGAAUGUUAAAGCAAUGGAUCUGGCCGACUGCACACAAUUCAUUCGAUACGAGAGUGGAAUGACGUUCGUCGGUGCCCUAGGAAUGCUCGAUCCCCCACGAAGUGAAGUCAAGGAUUCUGUUCGUGAAUGUGAAGAAGCUGGCAUCCGCGUCAUUGUUAUUACAGGAGACAACAAGGGCACAGCUGAAGCAAUCUGCAGGCGAAUUGGCAUAUUUGACGAAAACGAAAGCACGAAAGGUUUGUCCUACUCUGGUCGGGAAUUUGAUGACCUGUCUCACGCUCAGCAGAAAGAGGCUUGCUGUAAAGCUAGGCUGUUUUCAAGGGUAGAACCUAACCAUAAAAGCAAAAUUGUUGAGUAUCUACAAGGAGUUGGAGAAAUCACAGCCAUGACUGGGGAUGGAGUCAACGAUGCUCCAGCUUUGAAGAAAGCCGAAAUUGGAGUUGCAAUGGGCUCAGGAACCGCCGUCGCCAAAUCAGCUUCAGAAAUGGUGCUUGCCGAUGACAACUUUUCUACCAUCGUGGCUGCCGUCGAAGAAGGGAGAGCCAUUUACAACAACACAAAACAGUUCAUUCGCUAUCUUAUAUCAUCAAAUAUAGGAGAGGUUGUAAGCAUCUUCCUCACUGCGGCACUUGGAAUGCCAGAGGCUCUCAUCCCUGUCCAGCUUCUUUGGGUCAACCUCAUGACAGACGGUCCACCUGCCACUGCUCUUAGCUUCAAUCCCCCGGAAGUUGACAUCAUGAAAAUGCCUCCUCGCGACCCAAAGGAAGCUCUUAUCAGUGGAUGGCUCUUCUUCAGAUAUAUGGCAAUUGGAGUUUACGUUGGGGUGGCUACAGUGGGCUCGUCUGCUUGGUGGUUUAUGUACUACGAGGCUGGCCCCCAGUUGAGCUUCUACCAACUCUCACAUCACCACCAGUGCACCUUGGACCCUGCUGCAUUUGCUGGCGUCAGCUGCAAUAUCUUCAAAAGCUUGGAACCAAUGACCAUGGCUCUGUCUGUUUUGGUUACCAUAGAAAUGCUCAACGCUCUUAACAGCAUCAGUGAAAACCAGAGCUUGCUCGUAAUGCCACCAUGGAGAAACUGGUCAUUGAUCACAGCAAUAACAGGCUCAAUGAUGAUGCAUUUUGUUAUUCUUUAUGUUCCAUUCAUGAAGCCAAUUUUCCGCGUAACCCCGCUCAACUGGACUCAAUGGAUGGCAGUGUUGAAAUUUUCAUUCCCUGUUAUCUUUUUGGAUGAGAUAUUGAAGACUGUUUCACGGAGCCUGCUCAAAUCAUCAGGUAAAGCAAAGAGAGAGUAAUGAAGAAAAAAGUUUUCUUGUUUUAAAACUCUCAAUUCGACAGAAUCUGGAGGCGUUUGUGAACAUGAAGCACACAACUAUUUGAUCGCAAAUACCGGCGACGUAGGCCGUUUUGAAAAGAUUUUUCAACUUUAAUAACAUUUGUUUUCAAUGCUAUUUUACCUUUCUUGCACAUUAAAUAUCUAUUCAUGGGGUAUUACAAAUGUAACUUAGCCCUUUCACCGUUCAUAGUCCAUUUUAUUUUAUCCUCUUUGCGUUGUUCUGCUAAAUUUAUUGAUAACAUUGCAAAGUCCUGUUAUGCCUUAGAAAACACAUUUGAUUUUUCAUUAUCAUAUGUUUUGACAUUACGCGGAAUUUUUAAAUCAGGGUAAUAGCUUUGUCUAAGUGCACCUGAUAUUUUGUCUGUUAAAAUGUGUUAUCUUAUUGAAUUAUGCCUUUCACGAGCUGGUCAACUGCUUUGAAAUAGCGAAAUAGCCUUGUGAUAAAAAACCAUGCGAUCAAGCUUCCCACAAACAAAUAAUCAUUCAUUCCUUUAUUCUAUGCUAAAAUAGAUCAAAUCGACUGUAGUAAAAGUUGGAAAUACUUUCUAGGGAUGUAAUUGUCGUUCUAGGGGUGUAAUCAUUCUUAAUAUUCUUUUAACUUUUCUUUGUCGAAGUCAAGGUCAUAACAUAAAAAUACACAUUGAUUUGGAGAUUA